Temnothorax curvispinosus is the source of this 577-nucleotide messenger RNA. RefSeq lists its product as uncharacterized. The coding region runs from base 110 to 577 and encodes 155 amino acids. NCBI's taxonomy places the organism in Eukaryota, Metazoa, Arthropoda, Insecta, Hymenoptera, Formicidae. The transcript has 5 exons. The record is from RefSeq and is a predicted model, not a curated record.
AAGAAGCCUUGCAAAACUAUAUAGCCAGCCCGUUCCAUCACCUGAACAAACGAAAAAAACCCCAGGCGCAGUUGAUACACCUAGAACUUCAGCUUCAACGGUUUCUAAUAUGGGUUCCUCUGCAGAACGGAGAAUUCAAGAGCAGCCCAGUACAUUGGAAGGACUAUUAUCAAACUUCAAAAGAAUGGGUAAAGCUGUAAAGGCUGUAAAAGCUGAAAGAAGCGCUUCAGGGGAAUAUAGCCCGCCCGUUCAAUCACUUGAACAAACGACAAAAGACUCAGGCGAUGAUGUGGAUGCCGUAGAACUUCAAAAUCUAGAGUGGUCCGCUACACCUACAGAAUCAGUCGACCUAGACGAAAUUGAAAAAUUUAUUGAAGGAUUUUUAUACGUUUCCGAAGAACAUAGCCCGCCUGUUCCAUCACCUGAACAAACGACAAAAAACCCAGACGCGGUUGAUACUCCAUGUCCUUCAACUACAACGAGAUAUGGGAGUCCCUCUGCAGGACAUCAAAUUCAAGAGCAGUCCAUUUCACUUGAACAAGAAACAAUAGACACAGAUGAAGUGUGGAAAAAGUAA